Messenger RNA from Pristis pectinata (smalltooth sawfish), 1103 nucleotides. RefSeq names its product proteasome subunit alpha type-6-like. Gene Ontology annotation, cellular component: cytosol; proteasome core complex, alpha-subunit complex; proteasome core complex. Lineage: Eukaryota; Metazoa; Chordata; Chondrichthyes; Rhinopristiformes; Pristidae. The transcript has 7 exons. Gene Ontology annotation, biological process: ubiquitin-dependent protein catabolic process. The record is from RefSeq and is a predicted model, not a curated record. Bases 42 to 782 code for a protein of 246 amino acids.
CUGAAAGUAAAAGUAAACAUUUCUCCAUUGUCGCUUUAAAGAUGAGCCGCGGGUCGAGCGCUGGCUUCGACCGUCACAUCACCAUCUUCUCGCCCGAGGGGAGACUCUACCAAGUAGAGUAUGCCUUCAAAGCCAUCAACCAGAGUGGUCUCACCACAGUGGCUGUGAGAGGGAAGGACUCGGUUGUUGUUGUGACGCAGAAGAAAGUGGUGGAUAAGCUUAUUGACCCCAGCACCGUCACAAACAUGUACCGACUAACGGACAAGAUCGGCUGUGUGAUGACAGGCAUGUUAGCGGACUGCCGGUCGCAGGUCCAGAGAGCUCGUCACGAGGCUGCCAAUUGGAAGUACAAGUAUGGAUAUGACAUCCCGGCUGACAUGCUGUGCAAGCGAAUGGCAGACAUCUCGCAGGUCUACACUCAGAAUGCAGAAAUGAGACCUUUAGGAUGUUGCAUGAUGCUCCUGGCUUUCGAUGACGAACGUGGGCCCCAGCUGUACAAGUGUGACCCCGCUGGUUACUACUGCGGCUUCAAGGCCACCAGUGCAGGGGUUAAACAGAUUGAAGCCAGCAGCUACUUGGAAAAGAAGAUGAAAAAGAAACCAGACUUGACGUACAAAGCCACCUUGGAGCUUGCAAUCUCCUGUUUGUCCACCGUCCUGGCACUGGACUUCAAGGCGUCAGAGAUAGAAGUUGGUGUCGUCACCUCGGAAGAUCCCAAGUUCAGGACCCUCAGUGAAUCAAAGAUUGAGAAGCAUUUAGUGGACAUUGCGGAGAGAGACUGACUUCCUCAGGGGGGCCAAAAUGGAACUGCAUUUAAACACAGCUCUGCAAACAAGAAGAUCCAGCCAUGAAAACCUGUACUUCAACAAGGAACAGUGGGACAGGGUGUUAAAAAUUCCUCCUUCCUGCACUCCCCCUCGUUUCCCCACACUGGUCCUUUUACACCACUUUGAACACACUGCGUAGAAAUUCCAGGAAAUCGUAAAUGCAGUAAUUUUAAUGGGAUAGUUCAUUGUUCUGUGUGUAAAAUACUCUGCAAACUCAGAAUAAUAAUGACGCAAAUAUGAACAUAAGAUGCUUUAUUGGCUAAUUAAAAAUUGUUC